This is a messenger RNA of Trypanosoma cruzi, 699 nucleotides long. Its product is annotated as leucine-rich repeat protein, putative. The record is from RefSeq and is a predicted model, not a curated record. Gene Ontology annotation, molecular function: protein binding. The transcript has a single exon. Lineage: Eukaryota; Euglenozoa; Kinetoplastea; Trypanosomatida; Trypanosomatidae. The coding region runs from base 1 to 699 and encodes 232 amino acids.
AUGGCAGAAGCAGAGAGGCGUUUUUUGGACGCUGUGGAAAAGGCAUACAACGACAGGUCCCCCACGCUUUACUUCAGCUACGAUGAGGAUCUGGAGGCCAUCCCGGUGGCCAUCAAGGCGCUUCGUGAGACCCUUGAGGUGCUGCAUGUGGACAACAGCUACUCUCUCAAGUGGCUUCCCCCCGCGAUUGGGGACCUCGGCCGGCUCCGCUGGCUCAAUGUGAGCUACUGUCGACUGAAUUUUCUUCCGAUAGAACUUGGGCGUCUUUCUCACCUGGAGCGUCUGUACCUGAGCAACAAUCGGCUCCAGUCGCUGCCAAUGGAAUUCUGGCAGUUAAAGAGUCUUGAGGAAUUGCGGCUGGACAACAACAAACUACGCGUUCUUCCUGGUGGUAUUCUUUUUUUGCCACGACUGGAGACUUUGACGCUGGAGAACAAUCCGCUUUUAACUCCAGAGGAAGUUUUGGGCGCAGCCCCGGCGACCCUCGUCCCCCACAUUAUGUGCGUUGACUGCUCCAACUGCUGCGUGCGGCUAAGGAACUACGAGGUGCUUAUAACAUUCCACAACAUUGCCGCACUGCAGUCUGUUCCCUUUGUGCAUUGCCUCUGCUCGCAGACGUGCAAGCAGCACUUAGAGGUCCGUUUAGCGGAGUACGACGCGUUACAUUCUUCUGUGAAGCCGUCGUCGCCUUCGUCGUAA